Molecule: messenger RNA, 3673 nt
Organism: Psammomys obesus (fat sand rat)
Lineage: Eukaryota; Metazoa; Chordata; Mammalia; Rodentia; Muridae
Product: zinc finger protein 431-like
Exons: 6
Biological process (GO): regulation of transcription by RNA polymerase II
Cellular component (GO): nucleus
Molecular function (GO): RNA polymerase II transcription regulatory region sequence-specific DNA binding; DNA-binding transcription factor activity, RNA polymerase II-specific
Source: RefSeq, a predicted model, not a curated record
GCGAGCCGCUGCCGGGAGCCGAGGCGAGCGGGGCGAGCUCGGAGUCCGCGCCAUGGACACAGUGACCUAUGAGGAUGUGCAUGUGAGCUUCACUCAUGAAGAGUGGAGUUUGCUGGAUCCUUCCCAGAAGAGUCUCUACAGAGAUGUGAUGCUGGAGACCUACUGGAACCUCACUGCAAUAGGUUACAAAUUGGAAGACCAGAAUAUUGAAGAAUACUGUCAAAGUUCCAGAAGACAUGGAAGCUACAACAUCUGUCACUGUGGAUACAAGCCUUGUGAGCAUAAAGGAUAUGGAAAGAAGCAGUGUGCCUUUACACUGGACAGUUUUCUUCAAACAUAUGAAAGAAUCCAUAGUGAAGAAAAACCCUAUGAAUGUAAUCAAUGCAAUAAAAUCUUUGCAAAUUUCCGUAGUCUUCGAAAACAUGAAAAAAGUCAUAUUAGAGAAAAACCCUAUGAAUGUAAUCACUGUGGUAACACUUUUCCAAGUCCCAGUUCUCUACAGAUCCACAUAAGAACUCAUACGGGAGAAAAACCAUAUGAUUGUGACAAAUGUGGGAAAGCCUUUGGAUGUAGCAGUCAUCUUCAAAUACACAAAAGAAGUCAUGUGGGAGAGAAACCUUAUGUUUGCAAUGAAUGUGGUAAAGCAUUUGCACUUCGCAGUAAUCUUCAAAGACACAAAAGAAGUCAUACAGGAGAGAAACCCUAUGAUUGCAAUGAAUGUGGUAAAGCCUUUACAAGUCGCAGUAAUCUUCAAAUACACAAAAGAACUCACACGGGAGAGAAACCCUAUGAUUGCAAGGAAUGUGGUAAAGCCUUUGCAACUCGCUGUCGUCUUCAAAAACAUGAAAGAACUCACACUGGGGAGAAACCUUAUCAAUGUAAUCAGUGUGGUAAAGCCUUUACAGGCCACAGUCAUCUUCAAAUACAUGAAAGAAGUCACACUGGAGAGAAACCCUAUGAAUGUUCUCAAUGUGGUAAAGCCUUUGCACAGAAUGGUGAUCUUCACAGGCAUGAAAGAAUUCAUACUGGAGAGAAACCCUAUGGAUGUAAUCAGUGUGGUAAAGCCUUCGCAAGUCGUAGUAAUCUUCGAAAUCAUGAAGAACAUCAUACUCUUGAGAAACCCUAUGAAUGUACUCACUGUGGUAAAGCCUUUGCGUAUUGCAGUAAUCUUUAUAUACAUGAAAGAAUUCAUAAGGGAGAGAGACCCUAUAAAUGUAAUCAAUGUGGUAAAGCCUUUGCACGUUCCAGUUAUCUUCAUAUCCAUGAAAGAAUUCAUGCUGGAGAGAAACCCCAUGAGUGUAGUCAAUGUGGAAAAGCAUUUUUAUUUCCCAGUAGUCUUCAAAUACAUGAAAGAACUCACACUGGAGAUAAACCUUAUAAUUGUACUCAAUGUGGUAAAGCCUUUGCACGCCGCAGUCUUCUUCAAGUACAUGAAAGAAGUCAUAGUGGAGAGAAACCUUAUGUGUGUAAUCAUUGCAGUAAAGCCUUUGUGUGUCGCAGUAGUCUUCGAAUACAUGAGCGAUCUCACACUGGUGAGAAACCUUAUGAAUGUAAUCAGUGUGAUAAAGCUUUUGCAAGUCGUAGUAGUCUUCGAAAUCAUGAAAAACAUCAUACUGGAGAGAAACCCUAUGAUUGUAAUGAAUGUGGUAAAGCAUUUUCAUGUCACAGUAAUCUUUAUAGACACAAAAGAACUCAUACGGGAGAGAAACCCUAUAAUUGCAAUGAGUGUGGUAAAACAUUCGCAUGUCGCAGUAAUCUUCAAAGACACAAAAGAACUCAUACAGGAGAGAAACCCUAUGAUUGCAAUGAGUGUGGUAAAGCCUUUGCAUACAGCAGUGUUCUUCACAAACAUGAAAGAAGUCAUACUAGAGAAAAAUUCUAUGAGUGUGAUCAAUGUGGUAAAACUUUCGCACGUCAUAGAGGUCUUCAGAAUCAUAAAGAACAUCAUACUCUUGAGAAACCAUAUGAAUGUACUCAAUGUGGUAAAGCCUUUGCAUAUUGGAAUAAUCUUUCUAUACAUGAAAGAAGUCAUACUGUAGAGAAACCCUAUGAAUGUGAGCACUGUGAUAAAGCCUUUCCAAGUCACAGUUCUCUUCAAAUACACGAAAGAACUCAUACGGGAGAGAAACCCUAUCUUUGCAACGAUUGUGGUAAAGCAUUUGCAUGUCGCAGUAAUCUUCUAAUACACAAAAGAACUCAUACUGGAGAGAAACCCUAUGAUUGUAAUGAGUGUGGCAAAGCCUUUGCAUGUCGUAGCAGUCUUCAAAAACAUGAAAGAACUCACACUGGAGAGAAACCUUAUAAAUGUACUCAGUGCAGUAAAGCCUUUGCACGUCGCAGUGAUCUUCAUAUACAUGAAAGAAGUCACACUGGAGAGAAACCCUAUGAGUGUAAUCAGUGUGGAAAAGCGUUUUUACAUUGCAUUAGUCUUCAGAGGCAUGAACGAACUCACACUGGAGAGAAACCUUAUAAAUGUAAUCAAUGCAGUAAAGCCUUUACACGUCACUUUAGUCUUCAAAUACAUAAAAGAAGUCAUAGUGGAGAGAAACCCUAUGAAUGUAAUCAAUGUGGUAAAGCCUUUGCAAGUCGUAGUAGCAUUCGAAAUCAUGAAAAGCAUCAUACUGUUGAGAAACCUAAUUAAUGUAAUCACUGUGGCAAAGCCUGUGCAUGUCCUGUCAUCUUUAAAUGCGUAAAAGAAAUCAUACUGGAAAGAAUCUCUGAGUGUAGUCAAUGUAGACAAGGCUUUGUAUGUCACAGUAGUCUUCGUUAUCACAAAAAUGUCAUACUGGAGAGAAACCCUUUGAAGGUAAUUGAUGCAGUAAGCUUUGGUACAUAAGUGUACUCUUCAGACACAUCAAAGAACUCACACUUGAGAGAAACCCUAAGAAUGUAAUCACUGUGAUGAUGUCUCUGCAUGUUACAGAGCCAUAAAAGAAUUCCUACUCAGAGAAACACCUUGAAUCUAAUAAAUGCAGGAAAGCCUUGCACACCAAGCACAUUUUUCCCACUGAACCACCUCACUGGGGUUUAUGUAAAAUCAGUAGAGCCAUUUCAUCAUUAAAAUAUUGUUUGUAAAGUAUUGUAAUUUAUUUAUAAAUUAUCAUCUAAGGAUAGGGGAACACCGUAAUUAAUAAAACCUAUUUGCAAAAGAAAAUGACUUUAUACUAACAUCAUUUUAUGGGUUACAUUUGUUUAUUCUGAGGAAUUAAUACUUGUUCUUAACACUUCCUCAGAAACACAGUGAAUGGGAAAGAAUUGUCUCAGUGGGUAAAGGCGGCUGCUGCUAAGCCAGGUGACCUGAGUUUAUAUGUAAUAUGGAGACCCGCAUUACUCAGACAAGUUUUUCUCUGAUUACUACACCUGGGCUGUCACAUAUGCACACACUAGCCAACACAUACGUACAUAUUUUUGAAACUUGAAUAAGGGACAAUGAGUUCACUUAUCAGUUGAAGGUACUUGCUGCAAAACUUAACUACCUGAGUUUGAUCUUUAGAACUCUUCUAGGAGAACUAGGGAAUAGAUACCCAUAAAUUGUCUUCUGAUGGCAUGUGCACAACACAGCACAGGUAUAUACACACAGGUAAAAUGUAUUAAAGAUGAAAUUAAAACAAACCAAAAUAUUGCUAAUAUAAGAAACUAUUUACCAGUCAUAAUUAAUGUAUUUUAGUAUUCC